CGCCAUCUUUUGUUUGGGGGCAAUUUUGACAUCAAGAAAAGUGCGUGAAAAACUUUCGUGGUGCUCCGAGAAAUUUUCGGAUCGCGAGUGUUUUCGGUGUGAUAAAUUUUUAACUUUUGUGGCGUUUUAUUUCAUUUUCUUGACCCAUUCCGGUGACCGGCCGAGCUCAGAAAUGUUUGAGUAAUUUGGUAAGCAUCGAACAGAGCUAGAAAAGCGACUGACGCGGCCGAAAUAAGCCGCUCCUGUGUUUGGAUCCGGCAUUUUUGGAAGGUGAAAAUCGGUGCUCCAGCAAAUUGGGGGUGGAAGGAAGUUUGAAAAUGUCGGAAGAAGAUAACAGUAUCGGUGCCGGUGAAUUAGCGAAAGAACCUUCUCCGGAACCCAACGAAUCGGUUUCGGCACGCACCGAAGAGGAAAGUUCAGUUCCUGCGGUGGAACUUGACAACAAAACAGAUGAAGAGCAAGAAACUUUGCCAACGAAGGAUGAGUCUAAGGAAGAAAAGCCGGAAUCGGAACAGGAUCUUCCCGAAGAGCAUCCUGAGGAAAAUUCCGAGAAAGUUCCUGAUGAGGGAGAUUUAUCUGUGAUUAAAAGCGAAAACGAAGACGAUUUGUAUGAUAAAUUAAGCAGUAGUAGUCCGGAGCCCGGCGAAUUGCCGGAUGAUGACGACCCUGCGGGAGAGCAUCCCAAGGAAGUCAAGAAGGAACCACAAAAUGAUAGGGAAGCAGAUAAACUCCUAGAUAACUCCCCGGAUGACAGCAUUUGCAUGAAAAUUAAGCCCGAAAAGGAUGAAACAGAUAACAUCAAACGAGAACCCCAUCCUUUGGAUGACAGUUGGGAACAAGACACAAAUUCCAAGCCAAAACAGGAAUACUUCUCCGAUAUAGAGGAGGAUGAGUCUUCCCUGCCUAAUACUCCCGAACCGGAAGCACCGAAAAAAAUCGAAAAGGAACCGGAACCGCCGAAAAAGUUGGCCAGUAUCUUUGAGAAAAAGGUAAAGAAAGAGGAGACCGGAGCCAGUUCCGAGGGAAUCCUGCAGGAGAAAUUGAAGCAAUACUUUGGCCACAACGAUUUCAAAAGUUCACUGCAGAAGGAAGCGAUUCAAACGAUAAUAACGAGAACUCGAGACGUAUAUGUAUCGAUGCCAACGGGGUCCGGAAAAUCUCUCUGUUUCCAGCUUCCAGGCGUAAUGCAGGACAACAAGGUGACCAUAGUCUUUUCACCGCUCCUGGCACUGAUCAAGGAUCAGCUUGAUACGCUGGCCAAACUCAAAAUACCAGCCGAUUCGAUCAAUUCCAAAAUGAGCAACAAGGAUCGCGAUCGCGUUCUGAAUGACUUGAAAAGUAUUCGCACCGAUAUACGCUUCCUCUACAUUACGCCGGAACAGGCCAACACCUCUACUUUUAAGGAGCUCAUGAAGAUGCUAGUCAAGCACAAGAAGGUGGCCUACGUUGUAGUCGACGAAGCACAUUGCGUCAGCGAGUGGGGCCACGACUUCCGCCCAGAUUAUCUCAAGCUCGGCUAUCUGCGGUCCGAGUAUCCGUCGAUUCCGUGGAUUGCGUUGACCGCGACGGCCUCCAAGAAAGUGGUCGAUGAUAUCUUUAAAAACCUGAGGCUUAAGGAGCCGAUAGCGAAGUUCAAAACUCCAUGCUUCCGGAAGAAUCUCUACUACGAUGUGGUGUUUAAAAAUUCGAUCCAAGAUGAUUACAUUCAUUUACGGGACUACAUAGAAAGCAUCCUGGAUAAGGACGAAAAGGACAUUAAACCGAGUAAAAAGGCAUGUGGCAUUAUUUAUUGCCGAACACGUGAAACAACGGAACGAGUUGCCAACAGUCUCACGAAACUCGGUCUAAAAACUGCAGCCUAUCAUGCUGGACUGAAACAAUCAGAGCGCGUAGCCGUCCAAGAGGACUGGAUGGACGGUAAAUAUGCCGCCAUCUCGGCCACUAUCAGCUUCGGCAUGGGCGUAGACAAGGGUUCCGUUCGUUUCGUCAUUCAUUGGGACAUCCCGCAGAGCGUGGCAUCGUAUUAUCAGGAAUCUGGCCGAGCUGGUCGUGAUGGAAAGAAGUCUUUCUGCCGAGUGUACCAUUGUCGAGAUCAGUGUAAAUCGAUUGAUUUCCUUCUCCAACAAGAUCUACAGAAGACCAAGGGCUCAGCAAAGGAGGAAAAGGCAAAACUGGCUGUGAAGAAUUUCGAGAAGAUCGUCCAAUACUGCGAGUCGGCAAAUUGUCGGCAUAGGCUCUUUUCAGAUUUCUUUGGUGAUGAUCCACCGGACUGUAAUAAUAUGUGCGACGUCUGUAGCAAUCCGAAAAAAGUUGAAAAGGCAAUCGAAACCUUCCAAAAACUGUCGGUGUCCGGUAAAUUGAAAACCAUUAUUGGCUUCGAUGACGACUGUUCCGAUUUGUAUGAAGGUGGUCGCAAAGGUUAUGAAGAUGCUUAUAUGGCCGAGGAAGGAGAAGAUGAUGAAGGCUUACGAGAGCAGCGCGCCAAACGAGAAUCCGAGUUAGUCAUUCAAAAGCAAUUCGCCUUGAGGAAGGCUUCGGCGGCAAAGGAACUGGAAAUGCACAAAACGGCUUCCAUCAGUCGCGUAAAAUUCGCACUGCAGACCACGGUUAAGGUUAACGGACUGACGAUUGCAUCGCGCGAAGGGAAUCUUACGAUGCUGGCCGAUCUACUUAAGAAAAAUGUCGAGGCAUGUAAAGAUAGCGAUCCGCCGGAGCAUGAGCUGGUGUACAAAGAUUUUGAGGAUAUUGCAGUUGAGAUGGAAUAUGAAGCAUUUACCACAAACACUGUCGCGAGCCUGUACAGAAGAUCGAUAGUAAAGCAUAUUUCCGCCAUCAAGUCGACCACCUCUUCAGGCAUGUUAUAUCCAGACUUGAAACACUACACCCCGAAGCCUCGAAAUGCCAUGGGAGGUGAGUUCAAAACCAUCGAAGCCGAGCUGAAGCGCAAGUACGGAGACGAAAUUGUUGAUGAGUUGCGAGAAACCGAAGAGCGACGAUCGGGAGCUUACCGUGGGGGAACUUCCAAUGGUGAUCGGCGCCGGGGAAGUGGGCGGUUUAAUAAUUCCGCUAGAGAUGGAAUGAAUCAAACGUCGAUCAAUACGUUUUUCUCAAAGAAAGGCGGCGCCGCCAAUCAUAAUGCUGGAUCAUCAAGUAUGGCCACUUUGGAUGAUAAUGACAUGUGGGACGAAGGGGAAUCGGCUGGGCCGAGUGUUGCAGUGGAAGCAAAGCUGGCAAACGAAAAAGUUGAACCGACUGAAUCGCGACGAUCACCUUCGAUAGAGAUAGUGUCCAGUGACUAUUCUCAUCGGUCCCGGGAUUCAAAAGACGACUGGGAUCGCGAAGAGCGUAGAUCCAAGAAAAGGAAAACCAGUGUAAGAUCUAGAGAUGCGUCUAGCGAUCGUUCUCGAACACCAAGAGAAAAAUCUCGGGAAAAGUCACGAGGGAGAUCAAAAGGCAAGUCUCGUCAUAGGUCUAAAGAGAGAUCUCGAUCCCGUGAUCGACAUUCGUAUCGUUCAGGAAGAUCACGUUCUCGUGAGUACGAUGAUGAUCGGCGAAGACAUCGGAAAUCCAGAAGUAGAGCUGACGAAGAAGAUGAUUACAAAGAUCGAAGGCCACGGAAGAGAUAUGCAAAUGACUACGAAGAAAGGCCAGCUGCAAAACGACCGCCUUCUCCCAUGGAAGAAUUUUCCUACGGUAAACAGAAGCGUGUGUCUCAUUAUGAGCGACCAGCUCCUGUUCCUCCCCAAAAGGAGUUCAAGCCAAAUUUUGGUGGUGCAAGAAAAUUCAACAGUUAUGAACAAUCUUCCACAGCUUCGUUGCUCUCGAAUGAUGACUUAUGGGAUGACGACGCUCCGGCGAAACCCAAAGAAACAUCGAGUAAAAAUUCCGAAUAUGUACCUCCUCCACCACCCCCUCCAGUGGCAGUCAAAACACCCCCUCCCCCACCCCCUGUGGCUGGAGAAUCGAACUAUUCCGCCGCAUUUUCAACGUAUGGCCAGGCAAGCACUCAAUCUGCCUAUCAGCCUCCUCCACCACCAGCAAUUGUUUCUCCAAGGGAAAAAGCAUCAUCCAAAAAGAGCUAUGAUUAUCUGUUCGAAGCCCCCGUGGAAAAUAAGAAAUCAUCCUCAUCAACCACUCUCACCGCUGCAUCCAUCCCAGUUAAGUCCAUAACUGCUGCCCAGUUUAGCACAGCCGCUCAGAUUCAUGCCACGCUGCAGAAGCUCAACGCUGCAAUGUCCAGCGCUGCAAGGAACGGUGGUUCCACUUCAUCGUCCUCAACAUCUUCAACCACAUCAUCACUAGCAGCCACCCUAGCGGCAAUGAAAAAGUCAUCCGCAGCCACCAACACCACAUCCCUAAACAAUAAUAAUAACAGUAGCAGCAGCAGUAGCAAUGCCAGCACCAGCAACGCAACCAUUGCAUCGUCCUCCUCGACUUCCUCCGUUACGGCAGCUCCAGUGCCGCCAGCAACUGCCAAGGUCAGCAAUCCGGAACCGACCGGAAAACUACAACACAUACAACUGGAGCAGGAGAAAAUUUCCAAGAAGAACCUGGCCGAUGUCGUAAUUCGUUUCCUCAUGCCGUACUAUCGAGAGCAGAAGAUUAAAUCCAAGGAGCUGUUCAAGGGGCUGGCGCGCAAUAUUUCCCACAAGUUCUACGACGUGGAAGUUGUCGUGGAUCGUAAGGUGAAAAAAUACAUUGACGACCUGAUGACACACAAAGGUGUGAUAGCCAGCGAAGCAGAUUUUCCCAAUUAACACUCGACCACUGUCGAGCCGGUUGAACCACCAAGCCCCCCAUGUAAAUAAGUUCCAUACAGUAGCAGGUAAUGUUUUUCGUUCCCAUUCGUAGUGCACGAUAGGUGUGCCGUGCUUGAGCAUACAUCUAUCUAGUGUGAAUGAUAAUUAAUUGGGUUUCAGUCGUAGUAGCGCAAAGUAUAGUGAACCUUAUCUUGUAGAACAAGAAGUGCGUUUGAAAACAACAACAACAAAAAAACUCAACAUUACUUACCGAAUCGUAAAUCUGUAUAGCGUAGGGAAACAUUUCAAUAUUUAUUGUUGAUGAAUUUAUUUCUUCCCUUUGAUAAAUAAAUCUAGUUGUAUCAUUUCGUGGUAAUGUAACCGGAUCUGAGGCGAUGCGACGAUGGUCUUGUAUUGCUUAAUAACUUCAACUUAGCUGCAAUUGAAUCUAGGCAAAUGCCGAGAUAAGAUAGCAGUGUCAUCCGACCUACAUGAUUAGAUA
Molecule: messenger RNA, 5241 nt
Organism: Aedes aegypti (yellow fever mosquito)
Lineage: Eukaryota; Metazoa; Arthropoda; Insecta; Diptera; Culicidae
Exons: 5
Coding region: 318-4757 (1479 amino acids)
Biological process (GO): double-strand break repair via homologous recombination
Cellular component (GO): chromosome; cytoplasm
Molecular function (GO): four-way junction helicase activity; 3'-5' DNA helicase activity; nucleic acid binding
Source: RefSeq, a predicted model, not a curated record